CAUAUGUAACAAUUUGAUUCAGAAUUUGGAAGAUUAUUUUAUUGCAUUUAUACAUUGCAUAAACGACAACUUAUAAGUUAGGAAAGAAAAGGAAGAUUAAAAGGUUACUACUUUUAUGACUGUAGAUUUGCUUAUAACUACUGAUGAUAGUAUGAUUCCUUUAUUAACUAAUUUGAAAUAAUAUAAUGAAUAAUAGGUGCAUGAGCAUUUGUUAUUAAUAGUAGAUUCUCCACAUGACAAUGUACUUAAAUAAGAAUCAGAACCUUCUGAAGAAAAUCAAUCGAUUAAAUCUACUAGAACUUUAAGAAUGAGUAAACCAAAAAAAAUUGUUAUUGAAAAGAGUACAUUUAAAUUAGCUGAAAAAAGUCCAGGCCCUAUGAGUACUAGAUCAUCUUAAAAACGAACUUCUUCAUCGAUAAAAAAUUCUUGA
Messenger RNA from Paramecium sonneborni, 430 nucleotides. The record is from the annotation of a GenBank genome assembly. NCBI's taxonomy places the organism in Eukaryota, Ciliophora, Oligohymenophorea, Peniculida, Parameciidae.